CCUGCUGGUCAGGGAAACAAACAGGUAUGCUGAGCAGUACCUGCAGAGCUGCACUCUAUCACCACAGGGCAGGGCUCGGGCGUGGAGACCCGUAGACGGGGAGAAAUGCGAGCAUUUCUUGGACUCUUCUUGGCCAUGGGUGUCAUCAAGAAGCCAACCAUCGCUUCCUACUGGAAUGAGGGGGACAAGAACUGGCUGGUGUCAACACCUUCCUUCAGGGGGAUCAUGCCGAGGAAUCGCUUCCAAGUCAUCAUGCGGUUCCUCCACUGCAACGACAUCUCUGUUGCAGUGCCCCGAGGGCAGCCAGAUCACGACCCCCUCCACAAGAUCAGGCCUGUCCUUGAUCUUGUGAAAGGAUCAUUCGCAAACUCUCAUGGGCUGACCCAGAGUGUUUACGUUGAUGAAAGGAUGGUUGGCUCCAAAGGGCGACAUCAUCUUGUACAGUAAAUGGCCAACAAGAAAGCCCACAGAGGGGGGGUGAAGUUGUGGAUCAUUGCCGAGGCGGGUACUGGCUACACCCAUCAAGUUCGUAUUUACAAGGGCCGGAACCUUGGAGGACCACC
This is a messenger RNA of Haliotis rufescens (red abalone), 563 nucleotides long. RefSeq lists its product as uncharacterized. NCBI's taxonomy places the organism in Eukaryota, Metazoa, Mollusca, Gastropoda, Lepetellida, Haliotidae. Bases 106 to 447 code for a protein of 113 amino acids. The transcript has 2 exons. The record is from RefSeq and is a predicted model, not a curated record.